AAUUUAAGUGAAUUGACUAAAUUAAUGCAGGAUUGAUCAUGUAUACUGCAUCCAGAAGUGGAACCAUCGCGAUUCCAGUUAAACUCAGAGAAUCACUAUCAUGCCUCAAUGUUGUAUGGUCCAAUAUGUUUGAAACAGAAGACAUUAACCCUGAAGAAGGAAGGAAGCAUGAGUCUGAUUUUCUUAAAGGAGCUUCACCAAAGUGGCUUAAUUUAGCAGAGGAAGAAAACUAUCCUUUAGUCAAGAGGGACGGCUUUAAUGAUUUAACACAGUUAAUUAAGAGAAAAAACAGAAAAAGCUGUCUGAUCACCGAUGUUUCUUUACAAUACCAGCCCGGGAGUGGAGGCUCAACUCUCUCCAUGCAGGUGCUUUGGCAUUUUCGGAAAGAUCUCAGAUGUGCCAAAGUGAUCGAUUCAGAUCUAGACACCAAACAGCUGUCCAAACAAGUGCUGGACCUCUUUCUGCUGUCUAAUGAACAACAUGCAAAACAAGAUCGGAAAACUGUGCUGCUGUUACUGGACACCAAGACAAAGCUGGACAAUGAUCUUAGAGAAAACCUGAUUGAGGAAAUCCAUAAGAGGGACAUCAACACAGACUCUCCAGUCGUGAUCAUUUUGAACUGCAAGACUGCAGACUUUACUCUCACAGACACACUGAUUCUCAACAAAAAGCUGUCUGAAGAGCAAAUUAGACAAUUUAAGGAAAAACUAAUACAACAGAUCCGACUACAGAGAAAAGGCCAAAGGAGAGUCGCAACCAUAAAUCUGUUGUACCAUGAAGCCAGCGGUGGAUCAACACUAGCCAGUGAAGUACUGAGAUACUUGAGUGAAGAGUUCACAUGUCAUACCCUGACAAAAUCAUUCAAAACAGAGACUGCAGAAAAUAAAGACGAGUUGGUAAGAGAUAUUGAAAAUACAGCAAAAGAACUGUUCAGAAUAUAUGAAACACAUAACAAGACUAUGCUUCUCCUGUUGGAAAACAAAGGAGAAAAGCUACUACGCUACUUAUUAAAGAGUCUGUUAAAGUUAAAGCGUGCCGAUCAAACCAACCAUCCUGCAUUCAUCAUUAUCAAUGCUUAUCAGAAAAAUGUUGUUCGAGCGCCAAGUGAUGUGAAGCUGAAAAUGGAGCUCUUACCAGAUGAGAAGGACAGGUUUGCUCAGAAAAAGCUUCAGCUGGAAAGUAAACAUAAGGAAAUGUCACAGAAGUUUCAUGCCUUUAACAUCAUGCAGGGAGGUUUCCAGAAAGAAGAUGCAGAGAAACUGAUCACAGAAGAAAUGAUGAAUAAUAUUAAAACAGACACAAAGUCCAGCAGCACAAGACUUCUCAGUUUUCUGGCUUUGAUAAACUCAUAUGUCCCAGGUUCACACUUGAUGAAGCAUUUCUGUGAGGAUUUCAUUAAAGAAGAAGAAUGGUCCACUGAUGGAGAAAACCUUUUGCUGGAAACAAUAAUGAAACCUUUCGAGGGUCUCAUAGUAACGUACUCAGAAGGAGAACAAAAAAAACAAUGCAUAUAUCUGGCACAUCCAAUGAUUGCUGAUGCAUGUCUAAAAAUAUUCACUGAGCACAAACUGACAAGAUUCAACAUCGCUCUUGACUUCUUGAACAGCUUGGUGAAAGAAAACGAGAGUAAUUAUGAGAAAAUUUGCAAGAGCAUGUUCAUCACAAGGCCUGAGGGUCUGAUGGAAAAGGAAAAGUUUUCCAGAUUGAUUCUUGACAUCAUGCAUGAACGUGAAAAUAAUACUGAGCAAUGCAUUUGUUUGUUGGAGUUGCUUUCAGAUUUGUUCUGCACAGACCCUUUUUAUCCUCAAGUUCUUGCACGUUUUUAUUACAUUAAGGUACAAGAGGAAAACAAAUAUGUUGAGGCAGAACACUGGGCAAAAAUGGCAAUUGAAAGAGACCCUCAAAAUUCACAUUUAAAGGAUACUUUGGGACAAAUUCACAAAAACAACCUGCGGAAAAUCUGGAUUGAAGCUGGAGAAACAUGCACAGAUGUAGAGAACGUUUUGGCCAUAGCACAGUCUGCCAUUGAUGCAUUUAAAGAUGUAGAGAAAGUUGCUGAAAAGGAGUCUGAAGAUGACACUGGAUUCAAUAACAGGGGUCUCUUUGGAUUUCUUCAGGUUUGCAAGAUCAUACAUUCAAGCCCUUUUCAACACUUUGAACAACAACACAGUGAUUUCAUCAGUCGUCUCAGAGGUGAUGUUGAGUCUAGAUAUGAUUUCUUUGAAUGGUAUCUGGCUUUCUCAAGACUAAGCCUCAAUAAAGAGGAACCGGACUACUUUCAUGAAGAUGUUGACGAGUGCUACAGGAAAUAUUUUAAACAGAGAGAGCAGACUGAUGAAAUGACCCUGAAUGAGAAAAAGAUGAAGUCUUUUGGAGGACUGCUUCAUUUCCUAAAAUCAGACAGCAAUGUGCUUAAACGAUAUAAAAGUAAAUUUGAUAAUCCACAGUCUGAUAACGAAACCCAAACCGUUCUCUACAUCCUUGCCAACAUCAUCUUGAGUCAAUCAGGUGAUCCGUGUGAAAAAGCAGAAGAUCUUCCGGCCAGGUUACAGAAACUUUGGCUGAGAGAAAUGCAAGACAGAAGCCCAGAGUUUUACCUCUUGAUUCUUUUGCUCUUUUGGGCUGAUGAAGCACAGCCAGGAAUCACAAACCCUCCAAACCUUGAAAAGUGUCUCAGAAAAAUGAAUCAUUUAUACAAGAGUAAGUAUCAGAAAUACCUCCGCGGUCGCUACCUGGUGCCUCUGUUCUUCUUUGGGAAAGGAAAAGGUUUGGAGAGACUGGUUCACAUCUCAAAACUGCAUCAAACUGCUCUGGAGCUCCUCACUGAAGGGGAUGCUAGUGUAGAGAUCAAAGAUCUUCCACGUGUCAAUGGGCAGGUCAGAAAUCAUAGGGUGUUUGCUUUUAGAAGAGAAAAACAGAUUCCAGUCUCUCCUCACAAUCCGUCCAGUGUGUGCAAACCAGGCCAGGUGUCUUUCUACCUGGGCUUCACCAUCAGAGGACCAGUCGCCUACAACAUCAGAUAUUAAG
This is a messenger RNA of Carassius carassius (crucian carp), 3027 nucleotides long. Its product is annotated as sterile alpha motif domain-containing protein 9-like. The transcript has a single exon. Gene Ontology annotation, cellular component: cytoplasm. Lineage: Eukaryota; Metazoa; Chordata; Actinopteri; Cypriniformes; Cyprinidae. The coding region runs from base 39 to 3026 and encodes 995 amino acids. The record is from RefSeq and is a predicted model, not a curated record.